This is a messenger RNA of Cladocopium goreaui, 955 nucleotides long. The record is from the annotation of a GenBank genome assembly. Lineage: Eukaryota; Dinophyceae; Suessiales; Symbiodiniaceae.
GUUGGUAGAGAGAUGCAGUCGUCUCAUCAUGAACGGAGCGCAAGCGGCGCAGAUGUGGAUGCAAAACCCAAACGAAUUUGAGAAGCCCGACCGAGAGGUCAUGGCUGCGAGCAUCGAUCUGCUCAGCGGCAUCGUGGCCGGGCUGCGGGAAAAUGUCAGCGAGGUCUUGCAGCAACAGAACUUCCUCUCUGUGGUGCCGGAGGUCCUGAAAGACACGGCCCUACAGGUAAAGCAGAGCGCUUUUGCGCUGGCGGGAGAUUCAGCGAAGCAUUGCAUUCAGUAUUUGGCACCGUUUUUGCCACAGUUAUUGCCCCAAUGUGCAAAGGCUCUUCGGGAGAAUAGCUCCGCGACGGUCAGCAAUAAUGCGUCUUGGGCCGUCGGUGAGAUUUGCAUCAAGGUGGGUAGUGACUUUAUGUCCAAGUAUUUGGAUGAGAUCGUCGAUGCGUUGGUGUCGACCUUGAGGUCGGCACAACCGAGUCACAGACAGGCGCUGCUGAUGCAGAACGUUUGCAUCACGUUGGGACGUCUGGGUGUUGUGUGUGGACAGCAGAUGGGCAAGAAAUUUGGGGACUUUGCCCAAGUUUGGUGCAUCAUCAUGAAGGAUGUGCGAAUCGACGGAGAGAAGAUGACAGCUUUCCAGGGCUUCGUGAAUAUGGUCAAUGCGAAUCCGCAGGUGGCCCUCACCUACCCUGUGGAGUUUUCAGGCGCCAUCGCCUCCCUUUGUCCACCACCGCCGCAGCUCCAUCAGCCCCUGCAGCAGAUCCUGUCAGGCUACAAGCAGGUGCCUCUGACCGACACGGGGACAUGGCCAGCGAUGGAGAAGUGUCGUGUCCGCGAACGGCGAACGCCAGACACCACAGUGGCCUCAGACCUGGCAAAAGUUACCCCAAGACGUGCAGAUGAUCCUGUCGCACGUGUAUUCGGGACUGGAGCCCUGAGAGGCACCGUCACGUGA